AUGAAAUCUGCAAUAAAGUUAAUUGUACAAAAAUUGGUUACAACACUUAUAUGCAGUUCGUUCGCAGUUGAAUUGUCUUCAGUCGAAGACUGGAAUAUUGUGUUAAUAACUGUUGGCCAAAAUUCUAAUCGUAUCAAAAGCAGCAUGUCAGAAGACGCUUCUAAAGGACUUCCUGUUUCAUUUCUGAGUAAGAUGGAAAGUCUGUAUUGCGAUAUAAAGCCCUCAUCAUUCUUGUCCAGAAUUGAACAGUAUUGUGGAGAUGCUAAUACCAAUAUUACUGCUCGAGUCUUACCCGAAACAUUAAUCAAUGAUGAUUUUUAUGAAAAAGUUGACGUGCUUGCUGUUUUUAUGCUAACUGAACGUCAAAAUACUGUUGAAACCAUAACAUUGUCUGCGGUUUCUAACUGUCUUACGAAUCAGAUUGCUUACGCCUUAUUUAUAGAACUACCAGUGGGAUGUUCUCGUUUUGCUGCAGUACAGCAAAUAUUGAAGCAGUAUCAUCCACACCACUGUCUACUUUCACGCAGACUUUACCAACUCUUUAUUGGAGAAUACGAAUGGAUUAAAAUAUCAUUUUUACCAAAAAAUCACAUUCGUCAGCUUGAAAUAUUGGAAGUUCUAUCGGAAGAAAAGUUGCCGAGUGAUUUUGGCAGAUUUUUGCAAGACCAUUUGUGGAAGACACAUGAGAACUACCCAUUCAUUGUUCCAAGAAAUGGAAUUGAGGUGGAAAUAAAUCUCAGUAAUGAUACAAAAGUACAGUGUAUUAUAAGACCUCGGCUUGUUGACGAACGAUUUGAAAAAUGUUUUUUAAUUAUUAGUGGUUUUUUUCCUCUAAUUGAGUAUUUGGAGAGGCAAUCAAUGGACGUUCGGUUUCGAAGAUUUCAUGUGAAGGCGAGCAUUCAGAAGGCAGCAAUAAAUUUUGGCGGAUGGAAAAGUGAAAUCAUUGAAUUUUCGUAUGCUAAAUUUCUAUUUGUGUUCCAAGUUUCAUUAAUUGAACGACUGUACAAUUACAUUAUGUACCAUUUCAACAAUUCCAUCUUCUCAUCAGCACGAAAUCUUCUCAUGGUGGGUGCUAAAUCAACAGGAAAAACAUCCAUGUUACAUCUACUUGCAAAAAAGCUGUUGUACUGUCAUUUAGUCGUUUACAGCGAAUAUAUCACUUGCUCUGAUUGGAGCACGAAGGCACCAGAGAAAUUUGAAGAUUUAAUAAAAACCUCUGCGGGGCGUUUGAAGCACCGUCUUCCAUCAAUUCUUUUUUUGGAUAAUUUGGAUUACUUACUCCACGAUGGCGAAGAAGGUGCUAGAAAUCUUCAUAUUGAGAAAUGCAUCGAAUUACACUUUUUAGUGUUGCGGAAACUAGCCAGUGAAGAUAAUUUCUUGGUAUUAGCGACAUCAUGUUCGAAUCAAGCUACUGAACUGUUCACUAGAAAUGGGGGUAAACGAUUCUUUGGUUGCAUGGAAAAAAUUGAAGAAUUGGGCGCAGUAAGUUGCUAA
Molecule: messenger RNA, 1494 nt
Organism: Thelazia callipaeda (thelaziosis nematode)
Lineage: Eukaryota; Metazoa; Nematoda; Chromadorea; Rhabditida; Thelaziidae
Source: the annotation of a GenBank genome assembly